Notechis scutatus (mainland tiger snake) is the source of this 1609-nucleotide messenger RNA. It is a transcript of the gene M1AP, whose product is annotated as meiosis 1 associated protein. NCBI's taxonomy places the organism in Eukaryota, Metazoa, Chordata, Lepidosauria, Squamata, Elapidae. Gene Ontology annotation, biological process: meiosis I; spermatogenesis; male meiosis chromosome separation. The record is from RefSeq and is a predicted model, not a curated record.
AUGGUUGAGAAAUGUCCUGCCGCCACCACUGCUCGUUCCAGGCAAUCUCCGCGGAUCCUGGUGGUAGACAUCCAUCCUCCCCAUUGGGACAACACCUGCCGCAAACUCUGUGAAGCCUUGGAAAAUGUCUUCUGCUUAGCCUGCGGCUUGACAGGCUCACCCCGCAUCCCUUCAUUCAGCCUCUAUGUGGUCCAGAACCAGCAGGAAUGCCUGCUGCCCUUCGUGGCUCUUAAAGGAGGCUUUCCUCGGCUCCAGAGCUGCUUUGCAGAGCUUGGUGCCUUGCCGAAAGAAGGGGUGGUCCAGCCCAAAGAAGAGGCUGUGGUUCAGGCGGUGCUGGAUGGAUUGCAGCAGUUCAAACAAUACACCGGUCAAGGCAUGACCGGAGCCUGUCUGAACAGCUCUUCUGUGGAGAUUACAAUCCUGACUAGCCAGCCCAGCAGGAAAAUAGCCAACCAGCUGGAUGCUGGAUUGCAGGGCAUUGACCUGGUUAGCCUCCACCAACUACAGGUGGUUGAGGUUUCUCAGCGGGGAGAUCAGGAACUUCCUGGGGCACAGUGGGACGGAGAAGUAUCCAGCGGCAGUGGGGAGAGCACAACAAUCUUGAACACAGAGGUUGAUUUACACACCGUGGAGAACGAUGUGGUAGCCUUGGAGGACUUUUUCAAAGCCUGGUUGCAUGACCACGCUCCAGACCAAGAGCAUCUUCAUCUCCUCCUGCCUGCCAGGACCACGGGCCGCUCUGGGGCACCCAGCAACAAUGCAGCAUGGCUGAAGUGUGAUGUCCAGGAAAGAUUUCUCAGCCCUGCCCAGCUUCCUGCCGCUUGCGAGGGUGGAACAGCAGGAGCGGACAACGCUGCCGGUCCAUUCUGGAUGGCACCUGGCCUGGCCCCGCGCAGACUGAGAGUCCUCAGGGCGCUGGAAGCCGAUGGAGUCUGUGCAUCGGUGCUUUUUGGUCUCCCUCUCGUCGUAAGGCCCACAAACUGUUGGCAGCUGAGCUGGGAUGAACUGGAGACCAACCAGCAGAAUUUCCAAGCCUUCUGCCACUGCCUACGAAAGCGCAAAUGGCUGCUGCUUGCCAAAUACGAGACCUGGGGUGGGCCAGAUCUCAGCGGGGGCCUCUCCGCCGGCUCCUUCCAGGUCCUGCUCCCCUCGGACUCCGGCACCCUGCUGCUGCGCCCGUUGGUGGGCCGAGAGCUGCUGCUGCCUUGCAGCUUUCCUCCCCUCCCUGCUGAACUGCCUGAAGCGGCGCUCGCUAAAACGGAGGGCAUCCUUGGCAGCCUGGAGUUUGAGGCAAGCUACGACCCCCUGCGGGCGACCAGUUAUUUGUACCAGGCCCUGAAGAGGUACCUGGGCCGCCUGCCCGCCACCCGGGUUCAGCGCUGGGCACCAAGGCAGUGGCCCCGCCAGCAGGGGGGUCGCAUGCAUCCCGGCAGGGCCAGGGCCACAGUGGCCCCGCUGCAGGUGACCCUCCCACCUGCUGGCUCCGGCAGCCUCCCCCUUUCUCCAAGCCGAGGAAAGGCCACCCCAGAGUCCGAGAUGUAGCAGCCUUCGGAGCGCCCUGCCUUCUUCACGGCCACAGAGCCCCUGGGCCCAAGGCAGCUUCUUUGGC